Messenger RNA from [Candida] anglica, 525 nucleotides. The record is from the annotation of a GenBank genome assembly. NCBI's taxonomy places the organism in Eukaryota, Fungi, Ascomycota, Pichiomycetes, Serinales, Debaryomycetaceae.
AAAAAUAUUCAAAAUAUGUCUACCGAUCUUCCAUAUUCUGCUGAAGGUAUUGUCCAUGAUGAAGAUGAAAUGGAUCUUCUUCAAAAGAUGAUUCUUAAAUGUAAACAACAACCAUUGGUUCCAAUCGGAACUCUUUUAACCACCGGUGCCAUUAUAAUGGCAACCAAGGCAGUAAAGAAAGGUGACAGAAUAAAGUCUCAAAUGUAUUUCCGUUGGAGAGUUGGGUUCCAAUUAGCAACCUUGGUUGCUUUGGUUGUAGGAGGAUAUUACUACAAGACUGAGGAACUCAAACAAAAGAUUACCAGAGAAGAAAAAUUAAGAGCAAAGGCCAAACUCAGAGAAAGUUUAUGGAUUGAAGAAUUGGAAAGAAAGGAUGCUGAACUUCAAGAGAGAAAGAAGAGAUUUGAAGAAUCACAACAAGAAUUAAUUCAAGUAGCUCAAGAGGGAUUCAAGAAGGAGAGAGAAGUGGAAUCUAACAAGUAAUCUGAAAGUCUUCUACACUCGAGUGUCUAAAUGUAUAUAGUA